This is a messenger RNA of Myodes glareolus (Bank vole), 2911 nucleotides long. RefSeq names its product nuclear receptor subfamily 0 group B member 2 (gene Nr0b2). NCBI's taxonomy places the organism in Eukaryota, Metazoa, Chordata, Mammalia, Rodentia, Cricetidae. Gene Ontology annotation, molecular function: transcription factor binding; transcription corepressor activity. Gene Ontology annotation, cellular component: cytoplasm; nucleus. The record is from RefSeq and is a predicted model, not a curated record. Gene Ontology annotation, biological process: circadian rhythm; negative regulation of transcription by RNA polymerase II.
GAAAGGCCAGAUAGCUGGGAAGAAACGGGAACAAGACACCAACCAUGAACUCCAGCCAGUCUGGGGGUUGCCCAUGCCAGGGCUCUGCAGGCCGCCCAGCUAUUCUGUAUGCACUUCUGAGCCCCAGCCUCAGGUCCAGGCCCAUUGCACCGGCGUCUCGCAGCCACUGUCUGUGCCAGCAGCACCGGCCUGUUCACCUGUGUGCUCCACACCGCACCUGCCGGGAGGCUCUGGAUGUCCUAGCCAAGACAGUGACAUUCCUCCGGAACCUGCCUUCCUUCUGCCACCUGCCCUACGAGGAUCAGCGGCGGCUGCUAGGGGGCUGCUGGGGCCCCCUCUUCCUGCUUGGGUUGGCCCAAGAUACUGUGACCUUUGAGGUGGCUGAGGCUCCCGUGCCCAGUAUACUUAAACAAAUCCUACUGGAGGAACCCAGCAGCAGUACCCAGGGUACCCAGAAACCAGACCGGCCACAACCCUCACUGGCUGCUGUGCGGUGGCUCCAGCGUUGUCUGGAGUCUUUCUGGAGCCUUGAACUGGGUCCCAAGGAGUAUGCCUACUUGAAAGGAACCAUUCUUUUCAACCCAGAUGUGCCAGGCCUCCAUGCCUCCUGCCACAUCGCCCACCUGCAACAGGAGGCUCACUGGGCCUUGUGCGAAGUCCUGGAGCCCUGGUACCCAGUUAGCCAAGGCCGCCUGGCCCGGAUCCUCCUCAUGGCCUCUACUCUCAAGAACAUCCCCUGCAGCCUGCUGGUGGACCUCUUUUUCCGCCCCAUCAUCGGAGAUGUUGACAUCACUGAACUGCUCGAAGACAUGCUUUUGCUGCGGUGACCUGCAGAGUGGGGUCCGGAGCUUCUGAAGGGGAGGAGCUCAACUCCCCAGGAGUAGCCCUCACUUCAGCCACAGCCCCCGUUUGGACUUCCUUGGCUUGGACACAAUGUACUACUAACUGCCUAAUAGGCCCUUGGUGGCCCCCAAAGUCUCUGGGCCAGGGCCGGGGUGGGAGUAUGAAUAAGGCUGUAUACAUCAAGCCAGAAUUCCUCCUGACUUUGUAUAGAACUAAAUUAAGUUAUUGAUUUUUGUAAUAAAAGGUAUGACCAGCUGACACCAUAGUUGCCUGUAGAAGGGACCAGCCAAUCUCCAGGGUGCGCCCUACUCUUGCCAGAGGGAACUCCUGGAAAGGAACCAGAGGCCAGCUCCCUAAUGUCCUAGAGCAGGAUAGCGCUGCCAAUGCUAGGGAUAAGCUUUGUUUUACAGCUGAAUGAGAAGCCACCAGAAAGCCUCUUCUCACCUCUGCCACCUUCACAUCCUUCUCCCUGAGCAGAGGGGCUUUCUGUCCCUGUCUCCAGAGCCUCCAUUGUCCCCUCUCAGGUUACUGUCCCCUAGAGAUUGUCUCUUACCUUGGAGAUAUUGGGAUUGCAGCUAAUCACAGAAAUGCCCCAUUCCCAAAGUAGACAAGACCACUUUACUUUCAAGAAUUCUUGACCCUCGGAGUACCCCCUUCCUGCAAUUGACAGGAGAUACUGGCCCUUUACUCUCCCAGCACCAGGGAACAAAGCAGCCAGAGCUGCCCCCAAAAGCAACUUAGAGGCCAAAGCAGGCAGAGGUUUAACUAUGGUAUGGUCACCCGCAGUUGUUAAAGUCUGAAAUCACUGUGUCCUGAGUCCCUGAGUUCCCUUCCAUUGUGCCUCUGCCCUGCCCCAGUCCUGGGACCCUCCACUCGGACAGUCAUUCCCAUUGUCCUAGUCACCUAGGCUGUGCUUGGUCAGGCUCCAGCCUCCAGCCCUGCUCCAUUCAGAGUCUGGCUAGGGUCUGUUUUGAUUGGUUAAUGUCUGUGCCUCAGUGUUUGUGAAAUAUUUUGACCCGGUUAUCCUGGGUCAGGGUGACUGACCUGAAGGGUGGGCAGGAGGAAAUGAUAACCCCACAGCUGCCUAUAGGACUUUCAGCCCUCCUCCUGUGCUGAGAAUGCUCCACCCCUUCACCUCCACAGUUUGAAUCCUUCUCACAGGGCCAAGUUAAUUAUUACUCAGAGAGAGGUCAUUCUCUCAGGGGCAACAGCCUAGGAGUCACCACUCAGGCCUGGCUCUAAGGCUUCCAGCUUAGGACCAUGCCGCCUGCCCGUUAUGGAUACCCAGUGCCAGCACUAAGGACAACCCUGUGCCUUCUCCCAGACCCCUUAGUAUAGAACCACACAGUUCAGAUGCCACAACGAUUCACAGAACUCAGAUGUAUAGCUCAGGGCCACCCACACAGACAACUCUCUCUCACACAUACACACACACACACACAACAGACCCUCCGUUGACUCCCGCAUAGUACUGGGAAGCAUGUGGCAGCAGAUCCCCCCAAAAGCAUAUGUACCCAAGUCACACAGUCACAAUACUAUGCACCCUUGCACCCAUGCUGCUUGAAGACACCUCCAAUCUGCAUAUACCUUCUGCUUAUCUUACUUUAUUUUUUAAUGUGUAUGGAUAUUUUGCCUGCAUAUAUGUGAGCAUUAUGUGCAUGCCCAAUGCCCUCAAAAGCCAGAAGAGGGCAGCAUAGAAUCCCCAGACACUGGAGUUAGAGAUGCCUGCGAUCCACCAUAUGGGUGCUUGAAAUAGAACCUGAGUCUUCUGGAAGAACAGUCAGUGCUCUUAACUGCUGAACCAUCUGUGAGGGUUUUAAUGACCCAUAAGCUUGUGUUUGAUGACAGGGUCCCCAGGUGGUGAAACUGUGUUGCCUUGGUGGAGAUGUGUCCCUGAGGGUGGGCUCUGAGGUUUCAAAAGUCUCACCCCACUCCCAGUUAGCUCUCUGCUUGCUGCUUGCAGAUCAAGAUGUGAACUCUCAGCUGCCAGUCACCUACCUACCUCUGUCUCCUUCAUAAACUCUAAGCCUCUGGAACUAUAAAGAAUUAAAUUUCCUCUGCUACACUU